UUCUGCAGCAGAGCCCAGAAAAAAAGCGUCUGUUAUUCAUCCACCCUUACACACAACCAAACACAGCCGCCUCCUCCUUCACUCAGACACACACAUUGAUUCUCAUGUACCAUUCAGUCGAUUAUCUCUGAUAACACCUUCUGCAGGAAUACAUUAUCAAUUCCAGACUUCUUUUUUUUCAACUCCCCUGACUUGGAUGAAACCUUUUUGUGUUUUUCAGUGGAUAUUUUCUCUCCUCUCGACCGUCAAGAGGUCACCUGGAUUGGGAAGAUAAUAAUGAUUCACUUGUCUGCAGUGAAAAGGGGAAAUAAGAGUUGGAAUUGAUGAUUGUGGAGUGGAAUUUAAGAAGGGGAUUUGAGAAGAGAAGAACUGGGAGGAGGAGCCGGUGAUCGCAGAAGGAAGAGGAAGAGAGGAAGAGUAUGGGCUGCUCUUCUGUGUGGAUCCUUCUACUAUCCUUUUCUCUGUCCCACCAGAGCGUCACAGCACAAGCUGAAGCAUGCAAGACGGUGGUGCAGGCAGACAUAGUGUUUCUGGUGGAUGAGUCAUGGAGUGUGGGCCAGACCAGCUUCUCCAGGGUCAAAGACUUCAUCUCGACCAUCAUCUCCUCCUUUCAGGGCAUGGUGUUUGGAACAGAGGGGGUCCGAUUUGGAGUCACCGUCUUUGGGGAUGUCCCAAAGAUGCGGAUUGCUUUGACAGACUACAGCUCACAGGAAGAGGUGCUCCGAGCCGUCAGAGACCUCCCCUAUGUGGGUGGAUCGAGGAGGAUGGGGGACGCCCUCCAGUUUCUGGUUGACGCCGUGUUCAGCCCUGUUAUCAGCCGUGACCAUGCCCCGAAGAUUGUUGUAAUGAUCACAAACGGACGUUCAGGCGACCUGGUCGAUGCUGCAGCCAAAGCUGUGGCUGACAAUGGGAUUUCUCUCUUUGUAGUAGGUGUUCGGGGGGCUGAUGAGGCAGAGCUAAGGAGGAUCGUGUCAGAGCCACAUGAGGAGCACCUGUUACGCGGCGCUGACUACUCUGUCCUUGAAACCAUCCUUCCCAAACUGUCCCGCAGGGUGUGCUUUACUGCCUCUGAACCACCACUUCCUGUGAAAAUGUCCCAGCCUGUUGAGAAGCGUGUGGUGGGCCCCAGAGACCUGCAGGUUAGCGAGUUGGCCCACAGUUCCCUGAGACUGACAUGGGGCCAAGCCACAGGUGGUGUCACUGGAUAUCGUCUCCUCAUCUUCCCUCUCAGCUCCAGUGGAAGCCUCCCCCUCCAACAAAGACAGGUUGAUGUGAAGGCAGAUGUGAACACCGCUGUAGUUAGUGAGCUGAGUCCUAAAACAAACUAUUCCCUCACUCUCUACGCUGUCUACCCCAGCCUUAUAGGAGAUUCAGCAACAAUCACCGUCCAGACAACCCCUUUGCCUCAGGUGUCAAACUUCCGAGUUAUCGAGGAGGGCCUGUACUCUCUGCGCCUGGGAUGGACGCCUUCUCUAGGGAAGCUCAACGGAUUUAAGAUAUUCAUCCCAAGAUCCGACCGACCAGGAUUUGCAUAUGAGAACCUGCUUCCUGGAGACAAAUCUUCUCAUGUGAUUGACAGCCUGGAGGAGGAUAAGAAGUACACCAUCAGUAUUUAUGCUGUUUACCCCCAGGGACCAAGUGAAACUGUUUCAAUAGUAGGGAAGACAUUAAAACUGGUACGAGUUCAGAAGUUCCUGGUUCAAAACGCCACCACAGACACCGUCCAGGCACGAUGGGCAUCCGUUAAGGGUGCCACAGGAUACCGUCUGACAUGGGAAUCCCCAGAUGGCCACAUAGCGAACAUAAACCUCGGGGACAACUUUAACUUCUACAUGAUCCAGGGCCUGCACUCAGCCUCUGAGUACACCAUCACCAUCAACCCCAUAUUUGGAGACGUUGAGGGGCCCAUCACCAGCACCAAACUCAAGACAUUGGAAAGCAGCGCAGUACAAACUUUGAAGGUGUCUGCUGUGAGCACCAGUACUGCUGUCAUCUCAUGGAACAGUGUCCCAGGGGCCACAGGGUACAGACUGGCCUGGGGACCCACUCCAGAGUUUGUUGGUCGGGAUCGUCCCAGGCAGUUGGCUCUGAACGGCAGCACCACAGAGUACCAGAUGAGGAAUGUAGCCCAUGAUACUGAGUAUGUGCUGUCUCUCUAUGUGCUGUUUGGUUCUGCGGUGGGGCCUGGUAUCAGUGCUACCUUCAGAACCUCUCCAUUGGGCUAUGUUUCCAACUUCAAGGUGUCUUCCUACACCAGUACCUCCAUAGAUAUGGACUGGAGUCCCAUAGUUGGAGCCACUGAAUACAAACUCUCUUGGAACACAGGUGAUGGCAGCCCUCAGUCACAUUACCUGGACCGCACUGUCCUCACCCAUCGUAUCGAAGACCUAAACCCACAGUCCAUCUACACCAUCAGGAUCUGUGCCAUGUAUGGCAACUCAGAGGGACCAGAAAUCUCUUUAUCUCAGCUCACAGCUGCUGUCUCAGACUCACAGCAAAUCCAGGCAGUGAGGGAGGUGAAGGUUGUGGACAUUGGAGUCAACGCCUUUACUCUGUCCUGGAAAAAAACACAAGGGGCAUCUGGGUACAAAAUCUCCUGGACCCCCUUCAUGGGGGGUGAUGAGAAGUCCCAUGUGGUAUCUGCUUCUUCCACCACUUUCAACAUCGACAAUCUCCGGGCGAGCGCAGCUUACAAGAUCCAGGUAUCCUCCAUGGUGGGCCGCAGGGAGGGCAGCCCAGUCCUGCUCACUGCACGCACCUUGGAUCUUCCAAAAGUGAAUGGCUUUGCUGCUCUGAACACUACAGACAGCAGCACUGUACUAAACUGGACACAUGUGGCUGAGGUCUCUGGAUACCUUCUCUCCUGGAGACACAUCUCAGUGUUGGAGACUAAAACAGAGACCCUGAGCCCUGGUUUCAACUCCUAUAAGAUCAAUGACUUGUUGUAUGGAAGAACCUAUAUUUUUACCAUCAGACCUUUGUAUGGAGAAGUGGAGGGCCCUAUAAGCACUGUGUAUCAGAAAAUAUUGGGAGAGGAUCCUCCGGCUGUAAUAGUCCAGGCUCUGCCAGCCACAGCCCCCCCCCGCAUCACGACUGCCUCCAUCAGCGACACUACAGUUGCUCGCACUGCCAGCAGGACCACCCGGCACCCCAUCGCUGUACCACCGACUAAACCCAUUACCCCCAAGAAACCUCCAGGUCAGCCAAGAGUCACUGAGGCCAAAUCAGAAGUCCCCCUCCAUCAUUUAACCACACUCCAUGCAGAGACAACAGGUCCACCAAGACCACCCUGUGGUAAAGCCAAAGCAGACAUAGUAUUCUUGGUGGAUGAGUCCUCCAGCAUCGGCGCUAACAACUUUAUCAAGAUGAAAGACUUCAUUUUCCGGGUGGCUACCUACUUCCCUAUCAUGGGCCCUCAGGGCACACAGAUAGCUGUGGUUCAUUACAGUGAUGAGCCUCGAAUAGAAUUCCGCCUAAAUGACUUCAAAGACAGGAACUCUGUGCUCAGGGCGCUCAGAGGGCUACGGUAUGGAGGGGGCAACACUAAAACAGGAAAAGGCAUCAGUUACGUCCUGCAGGAACUGUUCCAGGAGUCCUUGGGGAUGAGACAGGAUGUGGCCCAUGUUCUGGUUCUGAUUACGGAUGGCAGGGCUCAGGAUAAUGUGGUGCCACCCUCAAGAAUUGCACGUGCUCUAGGUGUCAGUGUCCUGGCAGUUGGAGUUUAUAAUGCAGACAUGGAGGAGCUGAAUAAGAUAGCAGCUCCCACCAGCUACAAAAAUAUCUUCUACUCACCGACCUUUGACGACUUCCCCUCCAUUGAAAGAGAAUUCAUCAAUAUGAUGUGUAGUGAGGAACUUCUCUCCGAGUUCAAACUGAAUGAUGAGUCUGCUCAGUUGGACACCCCGACUGAAGACCCAGAGGAGCUGCUUAAGCCUCAGGGUCCCUGUUCCUCCCAGUGUAUGAAGGGCCAGAAAGGUGAACGGGGAGAUGGUUCUGGUGUCGGAGGUCUGAGAUUUAGGCAAAGCCCGGGACAGUUUGAUCCUUUCACUUCUACCAAAGGAGAGAUGGGAGAGAGGGGGCUUUCAGGAACAGAUGGUAUACCUGGGUUGCCAGGACGACCAGGGAGAACUGGACCACCCGGUUCUGCCGGCCAACGGGGAGCUCAAGGGAUAUCAGGUGAUCUGGGUCUACCUGGAACCACUGGUCCAAAGGGACAGAGAGGAGAGAGAGGAGAGCCCGGUUAUGUCAUCGCAGGCGCAGACUCAAAUUACGUUCCUGGAAGGAAAGGAGAGCCAGGAUCUUCGGGUCCCCAGGGGUCUUCUGGUAUACCAGGGAUCAAUGGAUCUCCAGGCCGUCCUGGCCAGCCCGGACCAACGGGGUCACCAGGAAUAUCUGUCAAGGGAGAUUCUGGUGAGCCGGGAGAGAAAGGUUUACGUGGGAAACAGGGAGUGAAAGGAGACAAAGGAGAGUUGGGAAGAGAUGGUAUUGCAGGUUUGCCAGGUCCCAUUGGCAUUGAUGGGGUGCCAGGAUUGUCAGGUCAGAAAGGGGAGAAGGGUGUAGAAGGAAUUGGCAUACAAGGUAUUCAGGGUCCUCUGGGAGAGAAGGGAGAGAAGGGAAAUAUUGGCUUUACUGGACCAGUUGGUCCAAAGGGUGAUCUUGGCGAGCAGGGCAUCCAAGGAAUCAUCGGACCUCGGGGAAAGAAGGGGUUCAAAGGGGAGCAAGGUGACAAGGGAGAACGAGGCGAGAUAGGACCAAUAGGACCAAAAGGAACCUCAGGACUGACAGGGCCUUUGGGGUUAAAAGGAGAUGAGGGUCCGAGAGGAGUCCCUGGAGAUCCUGCCAAGGGUAUAAUUGGCCCAACUGGAAAAAAGGGUGCAAGGGGAGACAUCGGUCCAGUCGGCCCUACAGGCCCCCAGGGAAUAAAGGGUGAACAAGGCACCAAAGGGGAUAAGGGCAGUCCUGGUUUUGGGAUUCCAGGACAGCGGGGACCCAAGGGAGAAAAUGGAGAGAGGGGAAAUGUUGGUUUGUCUGGAAAACCAGGACAAAAAGGGCAUGAUGGCUUUAAAGGUGACAAAGGGACUAUCGGGUUAUCCGGCAAACCUGGAGUACCAGGAUUAAGAGGUAAAGAUGGUACACCUGGAAAUAAAGGAGACGAAGGCUCUAAGGGUGAACUAGGACCACAUGGAGAGCCUGGUGACAGAGGAAUUAGGGGUCCACUUGGAUUACCAGGACGACCAGGUGACCCCGGUGAAAAAGGAAAUUCUGGAACUCCUGGCCUGUUUGGUGCUGAUGGAAAAAAAGGCGAUAAAGGAGAUCAGGGAAAACCUGGACCUCCGGGAGCACAAAUUGUUGGAGACAACAACGUAAUGACCAGAGUGAUUAAGGGUGAACCAGGAAAUCCUGGUCAGCCUGGGUUGAGAGGUGAAACAGGUCUGCCUGGACCAAGCGGUCCAGAGGGGAAACCUGGAUUACCAGGACCAUCAGUGGGUGGUUCUGGAAGAGGUGGACUUGAUGGUUUUCCAGGAAAACCAGGAGAUAAGGGUGACAAGGGAUCAAAAGGGGUGCCUAGUCUGAAAGGUGACCAGGGACGGAUUGGGAUUGGUGGAAUACCUGGUUUACCGGGAACUCCAGGCAGACCUGGCAUUGAUGGGAAGAGGGGCCUGCCAGGAAAAGAUGGAGAAAGAGCAGAAAAGGGAGAUGACGGCAAAAAGGGGGACAAGGGAGACAGCGGGGGCAAUGGUAAAGAUGGUAGUAAGGGGGAACCAGGGCCUCCAGGUUUGCCGGGUAGGCAGGUGCUUGUCACAUCAGAGGGUGCCACCAAUGAUGAAAUCCGAGAAGCAUUUCCGAUCCCAAUGGGUCCUCCAGGAGCUACUGGUUCACCAGGAAUUAAGGGUGAUAAAGGAGAAACAGGGCUGAAAGGAGAGAAGGGCGUUGCUGGAGCUCCUGGAAAAUCAAUAGAGAUGAAGGAAAUUGAAGUGAUGUUUGAAGACUAUGGCAUAAGGCUGCCUUUGUUGAAGGCUUUAAUUGACAGGCUGUUGCAGGAUGGAAUAGAGGAGCUGCUUCGUGUGCUUGGCACCUCCCAGAAAACAAAUGAAAACACAAAAACUCACACCUCCAACAUCAUCACUGAAUACACAAGUUCAGUGAAGUUCGACCUCACCAGUCAGGCACUGAAAGAGGACACCAUCGUAGACCCCAAGUUAGACGGACAUCUUGCAGAAUCUUUGAUAGUUGACCCUUUAAUAGAAGCCGCAGAGGGUCCGACUUUAUGGAGCGCCACCACACUGAACAGAGAUCAGGAUAUCGACAGGACUGAGUCCAUAUUAAAGAGAAGAUGGAAUAAGAUAGUAGAUGGGGAUAGUGAGAACGCAUCUUCACACAAAAUGAAUCUGACUGUUAACAACUCAACUUUCAAUUAUACUACGACCCAGGAGGAGGUUUCAGAGUUACCGGAUACUGUGGCAGGGACUGUUCUCCUCACUCAGGAGGACUCCCGGAACAAAAGCUCAGGACAAAAGAAGAAGAACAGGGAACGUGGGAAGGGCAAAGGAAAUAAAGGAAGACAUAAGAGGCAGAGACAACGCCUGACAACUGAUGAGGACAUGCAAGAAGAGGAAGAGGAGUUUUAUGAUGGCGAAGAAUACAGUUAUGAAUACGAGGAAGAACUUCCUACAGAUGUCCUCUUGGCCUCUCAGGAGAGGAAAAACAACACACAGGAGGAACUAAUAACCACACACAGUCCUGCCCAUUCAGAAACACUGGUGGAAACCUCCAGUCGUCCUCUAACGUCCUCCACAGACAGAGACAUAGAUGCACAGGUUAUCUUGACAACCUCAGAACCACUAUCACAACCUGGAGAUAUAGAAAUGGAGGAAACGUCACUCCCUACGCCUCCCAUCACGACAGAAGAACAACACAAGGUGCAUAGGUCCCAAAUCAGGGUGAAGAAAAGCGCUCCCUGGCCCGACUCCAUGGUGUUUAUGCCAGGUGCCCCAGGUGAAAUAACUCAUUUCUUGGAGGCACACAAACAUCUGUCCUCUGGAGCUCAAGGUUACAACAGCUGGAAUAAGAAGCAAGAAGACUCUGACCUUCAAACACUUAGCAGGAAGCAGAGGCAAGAACGAAGGGAGAGGCAGCGAUACAGCGAUACAGAAACCCAAGGGGGAGGAAAGGAAGAAGCUGAAGAAGUGGAGGAGUGGGAAACAGAACAACACAAAGUGAUAGAGACAGAUCGAUUUACAGAACCAGACCCUGAUCCCGUCUAUGAGGAGGAGAGGAGUGGAGACUACGACUGGGAGACAGAGGAGGACGUAGAUCGAGAGAGAGGAGGAAAGGAGGAUGAAGACCUCGAGAGGGAGAGAAAGAAGGAAAGGAUGGAGAUGGAGAAAGAGUUGGAGAGGGGGAGGACAGAGCAGGAGGGGGAGGAAGACUUGGAGAGGGCGAGGGAGGAGUGGGAGAGGAGGAGGGCGGAGAUCGAGAGGGGGAGAGUGGGGGGUUAUGAUGAAGAAACUGGACAGCCGUACCCAUACCCCCCAGAGUCUUUCCACCUGAAGGGACAAGCAGGUGAGAAUGGAUCACCAGGACGGAAGGGGGAAAUUGGUGAAGGAGGACAAAAGGGCGAGCCAGGUAUCGGCCACAGGGGUCCAGAAGGCCAGGCUGGUCCUCCGGGACUUAAGGGUGAACCAGGUGAGCCGGGGCCUCCGGGUGCCCAGGGCAUCCAGGGUAUCCGUGGUCACACAGGCAUGCAGGGCGCCCAGGGGCUUAGGGCUGCUCAAGGGGACCCAGGAGACCCAGGCAGAGAGGGGGAACGGGGAAAAAGGGGAAAGAAUGGAUCGCCUGGAUCUCCUGGAACCCGAGGAACAGCAGGUGCUCAAGGUUCUCCUGGGAUUCCUGGAGUAAAAGGAGAAAAGGCCAGCAGUGCUCCUGGAGAGCCCGGGGCCCGGGGGCUGGCAGGCUUCUCAGGCAGGAAGGGUGAGAAGGGUCCUAUAGGCAAUAAAGGACUGUCUGGAAAUUUAGGUCCAAAGGGUUUGCGUGGCAGCAAAGGUGGAAAGGGUGACUUUGGAUUGCCUGGAGUGAGAGGAGAAAGGGGGAGUGUACUUCAAAUCCAAGGACCCCGUGGAUUUAAGGGUUCCAAAGGAGAGGCGGGUGAGCGUGGCCCACCAGGUUUCGAUGGAGAUAAAGGAGAAAAGGGCGAGGACGGUCCUCCUGGAGUCAAGGGCAUAAAGGGUGAUGCAGGAACUAAGGGGGCAUUGGGACGUUUUGGAGCACGAGGACCAGUAGGCCAGAAGGGAGAUUCAGGAGAGCCUGGAAUAAAUGGAGAAAUGGGUCUCAAUGGGGAUCAUGGAGUGGAUGGGGCCAAGGGGGACAAAGGAGACAUAGGACUGUUCGGCCACAAGGGAAAUCAGGGUGAUGCAGGAGAACCAGGCUUACCGGGAAACAUAGGGGAGAAUGGAGAAAAGGGUUUCAGAGGUCUUCCGGGACGCAUUGGGAGUCCAGGCCUUGAUGGAGAACAGGGAGAUUUGGGGUUACACGGCACGCCUGGUAUACCUGGGCUGAAUGGACUCACAGGACGCAAGGGUGAUAAGGGACAAGGAGGCGUCAAUGGUGUUGAUGGUAAAUCAGGAAUGAAAGGAGAAAAGGGUGCAGCAGGUUUCCCAGGAUUCCCAGGGUUUAAGGGGUCGGAAGGGAAAACAGGAAUGGACGGAGAUGAGGGAAUGCCAGGACACCCCGGACCCCGCGGGGGAACAGGGCGGAGGGGGGAGAGGGGCAGAAGGGGCAGAGUGAAGACGUGUCAGAGAGGAGCCCCUGGGACAACAGGACUGAGAGGAGAGAGUGGUACACUGGGCAUUGAAGGAGGAAAAGGGGAGAAGGGGGAGCCUGGACUCUCGGCUGAAGAAUUGAAGGAGAUAGUCACUCAGGAGGUGGUAGAGAAGUGCGGAUUGGAAUACAAGUUCAUGGUGAAGUCUGUGGAUCCAGAUGGAACCACCGCAGUGACUGAGAAUAAAAAACAUCCGGUUGAUGUAGUGACACCCGUCAACCCUGACCCCCCUGAAGAAGGGGUGGAGGAGGGAGGGGGAGCCAAACUGAGAGAAGUGACCACUGCUGCCCCUGUGCUCCUACCAAACAGCACUGAUUCUCUUGAGGGGACUGCUGAGUGGAGACAGAGGAAGAAAAGAAGGGUACUUGGAACCAACACAGCUGCAGAGCGCUGCCUGGAGCCCAUGUCAGAGGGGGCCUGCUCAGAGUUUGUUCUCCUCUGGUACUUCCACCCUCGCUCAGGGGAGUGCAGGCCGUUUGUGUACGGGGGCUGUGGAGGAAACACAAACCAAUUCUCUUCAAGACAAGAGUGCCAGAGUUGGUGUGGGGUGCAGAGGAGAGGUACGAAUCCUGGAGAGGAAACAAUCAACCAAAAAUGAGGAAAUCAUUUGUGUACAUAACUUUGUAAAAUGUUCAAAUCGUGUGUUUUUUUGUGAAUUUAUUUAUAUAUUUUAACGGCUUCAUUUUUUUAGAGACAAAGUGUUGAAAAUUGAAAUGUGAAUAUUAUAUACUUUUAUUCUGAAAUAGACAUUAGACUGAGUUUUUGAACGUCCGAAAAUAUCAAUUUCCAUCCUGAAAUAUUAAAUCACUCUUUUUCUUGUGUA
Gymnodraco acuticeps is the source of this 9641-nucleotide messenger RNA. It is a transcript of the gene col7a1l, whose product is annotated as collagen type VII alpha 1-like. The record is from RefSeq and is a predicted model, not a curated record. Lineage: Eukaryota; Metazoa; Chordata; Actinopteri; Perciformes; Bathydraconidae. Gene Ontology annotation, molecular function: protein binding; serine-type endopeptidase inhibitor activity. The transcript is spliced from 109 exons. Bases 420 to 9416 code for a protein of 2998 amino acids.